CAGUUCGUACCCCAAGCGACGUUUUUUGGGGAAGAUUCCCCUUGGGCUCGCCAGUCUGCUUGGAUAUUUACACCGGUGUUGUUAACGUAGCAGCUAGCCACAAAAAUGGCUCUUCUGGAUCUUGCCAUGCAAGGGUUCUCUAUAUUUGGAUUCAUUCUAUUUCUCGUACUCUGGUUUAUGCAUUUCAUGUCCAUCAUCUAUGUCCGACUCUAUCUCAAUAAGAAGAGCAGUGACAAGCAGCCCUACAGUAAGCUGGCGGGGGUCUCUCUACUGAAGCCACUGAAAGGAGUAGACCCCAACCUCAUCAAUAACCUGGAGACCUUCUUUGAGCUCGACUACCCCAAGUUUGAGAUCCUACUCUGUGUCCAGGACCAUGACGACCCAGCCAUUGAUGUUUGUAAAAAGCUUCUAGGAAAAUAUCCCAACGUUGAUGCUCGGCUAUUUAUAGGAGGAAAGAAGGUUGGCAUCAACCCCAAGAUUAAUAACCUGAUGCCGGGUUAUGAAGGGGCCAAGUAUGACCUGGUGUGGAUCUGCGACAGCGGAAUACGAGUGAAACCGGACACUCUGACCGAUAUGGCCAACCAGAUGACAGAGAAGGUGGGGUUGGUUCAUGGCCUUCCCUACGUGGCCGACAGACAGGGCUUCGCUGCUACACUGGAGCAGGUGUACUUUGGCACGUCCCACCCGCGCUCCUACAUCUCAGCCAACGUGAUGGGUAUUAAGUGUGUGACAGGGAUGUCAUGUUUGAUGAGGAAAGAUAUCUUGGACCAGGCUGGAGGGCUCAUAACCUUCGCUCAGUACAUCGCUGAGGACUACUUUAUGGCGAAGGCCAUCGCUGACAGAGGAUGGAAAUUCUCCAUGGCAACGCAGGUAGCCAUGCAGAACUCCGGGUCCUAUUCAGUUGCUCAGUUCCAGUCCCGCAUGAUCAGGUGGGCCAAGCUUCGUAUCAACAUGCUCCCCGCCACCAUCUGUGAGCCCAUCUCAGAGUGUUUCGUAGCCAGCCUGAUCAUUGGCUGGUCGGCGCAUCACGUGUUCCACUGGGAUAUUAUGGUCUUCUUCAUGUGCCACUGUCUGGCGUGGUUCAUCUCUGAUUACAUCCAGCUCCGAGGAGUUCAGGGCGGCGCGCCGGCCUUCUCCAAACUGGACUACGCCGUAGCCUGGUUCAUCAGAGAGUCCAUGACCGUCCAGAUCUUCCUGUCGGCCCUGUGGGACCCCACCAUCAGUUGGAGGACGGGGCGCUACAGGUUACGAUGUGGGGGUACGGCCGAGGAGAUCCUGGACGUAUAGCGAACAGCCUAAGUCCCACCUACAGG
This is a messenger RNA of Salvelinus namaycush (lake trout), 1313 nucleotides long. RefSeq names its product UDP-glucose ceramide glucosyltransferase (gene ugcg). The record is from RefSeq and is a predicted model, not a curated record. The coding region runs from base 106 to 1287 and encodes 393 amino acids. Gene Ontology annotation, cellular component: membrane. The transcript has 9 exons. Gene Ontology annotation, biological process: glucosylceramide biosynthetic process. Gene Ontology annotation, molecular function: ceramide glucosyltransferase activity. Lineage: Eukaryota; Metazoa; Chordata; Actinopteri; Salmoniformes; Salmonidae.